Rattus norvegicus (Norway rat) is the source of this 1002-nucleotide messenger RNA. It is a transcript of the gene Cts8, whose product is annotated as cathepsin 8. Gene Ontology annotation, biological process: proteolysis. The transcript has 7 exons. Bases 1 to 1002 code for a protein of 333 amino acids. The record is from RefSeq and is marked provisional. Gene Ontology annotation, molecular function: cysteine-type endopeptidase activity; cysteine-type peptidase activity. Lineage: Eukaryota; Metazoa; Chordata; Mammalia; Rodentia; Muridae.
AUGAGUCCUGUUGUCCUGCUGGCCAUCCUGUGCUUGGGAGUAGCCAGAGCUACUCAACCAUCUGAUCCCAGUUUGGAUUCUGAAUGGCAGGAGUGGAAGACAAAGUAUGAGAAAAACUACAGCCUGGAGGAAGAAGGACAGAAGAGAGCAGUAUGGGAAGAAAACAUGAAAGUGGUCAAACAGCAUAAUAUUGAAUAUGAUCAGGAAAAGAAAAACUUUACCAUGGAACUCAAUGCAUUUGCUGACAUGACUGGUGAGGAAUUCAGGAAAAUGAUGACUAAUAUCCCAGUCCAGAAUCUUAGGAAGAAGAAAAGUAUCCAUCAACCUAUUUUUCGUUAUCUACCGAAAUUUGUAGACUGGAGAAGAAGAGGCUAUGUGACUUCUGUGAAGAAUCAGGGCACAUGUAAUUCUUGUUGGGCUUUUUCUGUGGCUGGUGCCAUAGAAGGACAGAUGUUCCGGAAGACUGGCAGACUGGUCUCACUGAGUCCACAAAAUCUAGUGGACUGUUCUAGACCUGAAGGGAAUCAUGGCUGUCAUAUGGGCAGUACGCUCUAUGCUUUAAAGUAUGUAUGGAGUAAUGGAGGUCUGGAGGCUGAGUCAACUUAUCCAUAUGAAGGAAAGGAAGGACCCUGCCGGUACCUCCCAAGACGUUCUGCUGCUAGAGUCACAGGCUUUUCUACUGUAGCAAGAAGUGAGGAAGCCUUAAUGCAUGCUGUAGCAACUAUAGGGCCCAUCUCUGUUGGAAUUGAUGCUUCACAUGUAUCUUUCAGGUUCUAUAGGAGAGGCAUUUAUUAUGAGCCAAGGUGUAGUAGUAAUCGUAUCAACCAUUCUGUUCUGGUAGUCGGCUAUGGCUAUGAAGGAAGAGAAUCAGAUGGCAGGAAAUAUUGGCUGAUAAAAAACAGUCAUGGUGUAGGAUGGGGCAUGAAUGGCUACAUGAAGCUUGCCAGAGGCUGGAACAACCACUGUGGAAUUGCUACAUAUGGCUUUUAUCCCAGAGUGUGA